CCUCCAUCCAAUCCCGGCUAGCACAGGCCCAAGAUGGCGGAGCGGUGUGAAGCGGUGGUGCCGUACGACCAUGUUGGGGUUUAUUUCGGCUCGUCAGGCCGGGCUCGACGAUCCGUUGCGGCUGCGCCGGGCUGAGUCCACCCGCAGGGUUUUAAGUUUAGAAUUAAAUAAAGAUAGAGAUGUGGAAAGAAUACAUGGCAGUGGUAUUAACACCCUUGAUAUUGAGCCUGUUGAGGGAAGAUACAUGUUAUCAGGUGGCUCAGAUGGUGUUAUUGUUCUUUAUGACCUUGAAAAUCUGAGCAGAAAACCAAAUUACACAUGUAAAGCACUUUGUUCAGUGGGAAGGAGCCAUCCUGAUGCACAUAAAUUCAGUGUGGAGACAGUCCAGUGGUAUCCUCAUGAUACUGGCAUGUUUACAUCGAGCUCAUUUGAUAAAACCCUGAAAAUAUGGGAUACUAAUACUUUACAACCUGCAGAUGUAUUUCAAUUUGAGGGAACAGUCUAUAGCCAUCACAUGUCUCCAGUUGCUACAAAACAUUGUUUAAUAGCAGUUGGUACCAAAAGCCCCAAAGUACAGCUCUGUGACUUGAAGUCUGGAUCCUGUUCUCACAUUCUGCAGGGUCACAGGCAAGAAGUACUGGCAGUAUCUUGGUCCCCACGUCAUGAAUAUAUUUUGGCAACAGCAAGUGCUGACAGUAAAGUAAAAUUAUGGGAUGUGAGAAGAGCGUCUGGAUGUCUGACUACACUUGAUCAGCACAAUGGAGAAAAGUCCAAAGCAUCUUCUGAGGCAGUAAACACAGCUCACAAUGGGAGAGUUAAUGGUUUGUGCUAUACAAGUGAUGGUCUUCAUCUGUUGACUGUUGGUACAGAUGAUCGGAUGAGACUCUGGAACAGCUCCACUGGAGAAAAUACAUUGGUGAACUAUGGCAAAGUCAGUAAUGAAAGUAGAAAAGGACUCAAAUUCAGCGUAUCCUGUGGCUGUAGUCCAGAGUUUGCCUUUGUCCCAUGUAAAAGUACCAUUGCUGUUUAUACAAUUUUCUCAGGAGAACUGAUAACUAUGCUUCGAGGUCAUUAUAAUACUGUUGACUGCUGUGUAUUUCAACCUAACUUUCAGAGUGAAGAUGGCGUUUGUCUUUCUUUGGAACAGCUCAGAAUAAUCACAGAACUUUACAGUGGUAGCAGGGAUUGCAAUAUCCUUGCCUGGAUACCAGCUCUUCGAGAACCAGUUCUUGAUGAUGUUUCGGAUAAGUCUCUCCGUCGGCAGCACAUAAAUCCAGCGUAUGAAGAUGCGUGGAGCAGCAGUGAUGACGAAGACUGAAUUUCAAUUAUAUGCUGAUACAAAAUUGACAUUCAGGCGCUGCAUUCAAGGACUUUAUCUGCAGAAGUGGAUAUUGGUAGAUUUAUUGUGAUGGAAUUCCUGAUACUGUUACGUUAAAGCGGAGACAGAAACAAGAUUCUUUCCUGUCUUUAUUCUUCAUUGUUACCUUUACAUCUAAAGAUUUAGGUUUUAUACCUAUUUUUUAAAUACUUUCCUUUAUCCAUUGGUCUUCUUUAUUCAGAAUUGAACAACUGAUAAAGGAAAAUUAAAAUCCCUUGGGACCAGUUAGCAUUACAUUGUUUCUAGUAUCACUGAUAUCAUAGGUAAUCAUUUCAGAGAGAUGGUACGGAGGAUUUUGCCUUAAGGACUAGCUCAGGGAUACGUCUUUUACAACAUUGAGAUGGAGGAAACGGGGUCCAUUUUCAACUGCUCUUGACUUUGGGAGCUAACAGAAUUUUGUGCUGUUUUGUUUUUUUUUUUAAAUUUUUAUUGGUUUUGCAAAAGUUUCUCUAUAAAUGCAGCAUUCAAUUCAGAAAGAGACAUAGCUGGGAUCAUUAAUUCUAGUAUUUGUGUGGUGACCCCAUCACUACUGUUCUAAUCUGUACUGUAAAAUUAAGAAUAGGGACUAUGUUUUCAUUAGGGUUUUUAUUGCUGCUGUUAAGAGGUUUUUAAGAUCAGCCUUCUACAAAUAACUCUCACAUCCCUAGCCAAUGUGGAGAGUUGCUGGACAGAAACAGACAUUAUGUACAGUGCAAGGAAAAUAAAGGAUCACAUUUCAAGGUAGGCACAAGAAAACAUAGUCCUUCAAAACUGCUUUCUUCUGAAAAGCUCCUCCUAAAGCUGGUCUCUUUUGGAAAGGAGGAGUUGUGUGGAAUCAUAGGAUAAUCACCAGCUGGGGACUUGAGUUAGAGCAGAUAGACAUGCAGAUUAUUCAGGAAAAGGAAAGCCUUUCCAAACCAGAGGUAAUGGUAGGACAACAAACUCAGAAGGAAAAAAAUGUUGUAUAUAUAAAUGAAAGAAAAUAAGAUAAUUUCUUUGUAAUGUGUAUUGUUAUUGUGAUUAUUAUGCAUAUUAUAAUUAAUUCACCGUCCUUUUGCAUUUUAUAUUUAUACUAGGUAACAACUGGUCAAUUUCUGUAUCAAUCUAGAAGCUAGCAGUGUAGAAUAAUUUAAAGUGAGGAGCUUGUAGUUUACAUAUGUCAAAUGCACUUCAUGUAUUUGGUAUUUGCAUUUCUGAAAUGUUGCUCAGUACAUGAUAGCAGAGCUAGUUGGCAAAGAAUAAAUUCAUUAUUUUUUCAACGA
Coturnix japonica (Japanese quail) is the source of this 2619-nucleotide messenger RNA. It is a transcript of the gene ERCC8, whose product is annotated as ERCC excision repair 8, CSA ubiquitin ligase complex subunit. The record is from RefSeq and is a predicted model, not a curated record. Gene Ontology annotation, cellular component: nucleotide-excision repair complex; Cul4A-RING E3 ubiquitin ligase complex. NCBI's taxonomy places the organism in Eukaryota, Metazoa, Chordata, Aves, Galliformes, Phasianidae. Gene Ontology annotation, molecular function: protein binding. Gene Ontology annotation, biological process: proteasome-mediated ubiquitin-dependent protein catabolic process; protein polyubiquitination; transcription-coupled nucleotide-excision repair.